This is a messenger RNA of Ilyonectria robusta, 1242 nucleotides long. RefSeq names its product peptidase S8/S53 domain-containing protein. Gene Ontology annotation, molecular function: serine-type endopeptidase activity. Lineage: Eukaryota; Fungi; Ascomycota; Sordariomycetes; Hypocreales; Nectriaceae. The record is from RefSeq and is a predicted model, not a curated record. The transcript is spliced from 6 exons. Gene Ontology annotation, biological process: proteolysis. The coding region runs from base 1 to 1242 and encodes 413 amino acids.
AUGGUGUCACAAAACGCCACGGGGGAACAGAUUCGGGACAUUCGCACAAUUCUUCUUAAGUUUGCAAACGCCGACUCCGUGUCAGAGAACAUCAGCGGACGAACGGGUCUCGUGGCAUUUUGGACAGCAGAAAUAACUCUGGCCGAAGUCGAAACUCUCCGAGCAACUCCAGGUGUAAGUCCAAAGUACAUUUUCUCAAUGCCAAAGCUAACAAAGCAUAGCUUUCCACCUAUGGGCACUUCGAAUGAGCGCAGAAUAACGGCUCGUAAGCCAAAAAGUGCUCGAUUGCAAGGUGAUGCCGUCGACGAACUCAAGAUGGUUUCACAACCCCGUGGAGAAAAAUUGAGUAACCUAGCGGGAUACGGAUAUGCUAGUGAGGGCGGAAAAGGCAUUACUAUUUACAUCAUUGACACUGGAGCCAACGCCCAGCAUUCGGAAUGGCUGGGUAUGUCGGGAAACAAACGGUUCAUGUUCCCUAUCACUGCGCCUGUGCACUCAGACCCCAAAGACCACGGUUCCUGUAUUGCAUCCAAGGCAGCGGGACCAAAGUAUGGUGCAGCUAAGAAUGCUAAUGUUGUCAUGAUACCGCUCUCCGAGAAUCGCAAGGUUACCGACAUGGUUCCGGCUUUGAUCAAAGCCUUGACGGCAGUAGAAGAGGAUGUGAUCAAGAAGGGACUGAAAGGAAAGGCCGUGGUAAACAUGUCCUUUGAGAUGAGCAAGUGGAUUUAUCAGAUGCAAAUCGUUCAGGAUUAUAAAAAGAAAGUCGCCUCAUUACUCAAGAACGACAUCGUACUGGUAGCAUGCUCGGGCAAUUUUCGAGUACUCGAUGAGCAGAUUGAUAGGUACCCAGCACUCUUCGGUAAAGACCUAGACCUUGUCGUUGUAGGCGCUGUCGAUAAGGACGGUAAACGGACGCAAUAUUCUCAGGGCUCAGAGGACCAAUUGACUGUUUCCGCUCCUGGAGACGUUCUCUGCGCCUCGGGUAAGGAUAAUACUGUGGCACAAAAAUCAGGAACAUCAUUUGCAACGGCGACUAUCUCGGGUGUUAUUGCCGUUUUUCUCUCGCAGCCAGAGUACAAGGCCAAGCUGCAGAAACGAGGAAAGGUUGCCGCUAAUGUCAAGUCGUUGCUGAAGGCCAUGGCAUACCCGCGCGUGAAAGAUGAGCCAGCGGUAGUCUGGAAUGGCGUCGACCCGCGUAGCUUAGCUUCUGUAUGGCCAACAGCUGCAAUUGGCAAGCUUUAA